Messenger RNA from Anas platyrhynchos (mallard), 6085 nucleotides. The record is from RefSeq and is a predicted model, not a curated record. Lineage: Eukaryota; Metazoa; Chordata; Aves; Anseriformes; Anatidae.
GCAGGAGCUGCCUGCCUUCUGCCAGCAGCGGGGAGCCACGGCAGCAGCGUGAGCAGGACCUCGGUGGUUUUUCCACCCCGUUACCUACUGCAGGGAUGAAGACCAGCCACGACAGAGACAAGUCAUCCAAAUCCCACACCGCCAAAGCAAGCGAGCCGGUUCUUUCCCCUCACUCCAGGAACGGCAGCCACCAUGAAAAACAACCCACCCGAAGCCCAGGGAGAUGGACCCAUCCCAGGAGCCAGAAAGAAAACGAGAUGCCACCACCGGCAGGAGACACCGUGCCUGGUCAGCGGGGGGCUCAGACAUCAGAUGUCUGUAAUGGCAACUUGUCCCUGGGACAUGUUUCUCAAGAGAUCAACCCUGAGACCCCAGAGAAACUCCCCCGCCGAGACACCAAAAGGAACAGGAACAAGGAUGGGGUGCUAAAGAACAUCCCAACUGCGCAGAAAGUAAGGGAUGAGCCCAAGGAUUCCCCCUCCAGGGAUGUUUUCCUGUUUUGGGCAAACAAAGUGAACGGCAGUGGCCAAGGGGCCACCUUCCACAAGGUGUUGCAGAAGUCAUCCAUGACCUCAGGAAGUGUCUCUCCUGCUCUCCUUCCCAAGGAAGGGCCUAGCAGCUUGGAAGAAGAGAAAUCAGCAAAAAAUCCCCCAAGAAAGACCAGGAGGGAUCUCUUCUCUGACUCAAAGGUUUUCAGCCACGUGGACGCCCAUGUCCUACACGUGAGCCAGCAGCUGAAAUCUGGGCACAGCAGGAUGUCCGUCCAGGCCAUCGUUCCCCUCAUCACUGCCAAAUCCCAGAGCAAGCUGGAGAUGGUGCGGGCAAUAUGGUUUUGGCUCUGCCAUAACAUCGAAUACGAUGUGGAUGGCUUCCUGGGGUUGUCUCAGAAGAUCCACGUGCCAGAGCAGGUUCUGCAGACGGGGAAAGCUGUGUGUUCUGGUUAUGCCCAUUUGUGCCGGGAAAUGUGCAGGGAGGCAGGUUUGAGCUGCGUGGAGGUCCCGGGUUUCGGCCGGGGCCUUGGUGCCCAUGGAGGCCAGUGGUGCCAGCAGCAGAAGACGGGCCACAUGUGGAAUGCGGUGGAGCUGGAAGGACAGUGGUGCCUCCUGGAUGCCUGCUGGGGUGCGGGGACCGUGGAUCCAGAGAGGAGGUUGUUCGUGCCCAGACACGAUGAUUUCUUCUUCCUUACUGACCCUGAGCACUUCAUCGAGACCCACUGGCCGGAGGACCCCGAAUGGCAGCUCCUGCAGCCCCCCAUCUCACGGGAAGACUUUGAGCAGAGGGUUUUUAAAACCUCCGAGUUUUUCAGACUUCAGCUCUCCCUCCUUUCUCCAAACACUUCCCUCCUCAGAACAGCCCGUGGGGAGGCAGCAGUGACGCUGGGGAGCACCCACCCAACAGAGUUCACCUACCAGCUCUCCAAAGCGCAGGGCACCGAGACCGGAGAGGCCGUGGGAGCAGCGCACGGGAUGAUGGUGGUGUCUGAGAACAGCGUGACCAUCAAGGUGACUCCCCCGACCAAGGGCUUGUUCGACCUCAUGGUCUUCGCACGCCACGCCGACUCCCAGGGCCCUUACAACUGGGUGUGCUCCUAUCGGAUUCAGUGCCCGGAGCCGCGCAACGGGGAGACCCUGCCUGAAAACCCGUUUCAUUUCUGGGGCCUCCACCAAAAGGUGAGAGACUUUGGCAUUGAGGACAGCAGCUACAAAGGGGAGCUGCUCGUUGCCCCCCAGGGAACUUUGCUUUUGACCCUGCAGACAUCCCGAGCCUUGCUUGCCACGUAUGAGCUGGUUCAUAAGGAUCUAGACGCUGCUCUGAGCAAGAAAUGCCUGGCCGCUCAAGCUGAGGAGGAGAAACUGAGUUGCCACGUGCUCUGCCCUUUCCAGGGCUACUACCGACUCUCCGUGUUCGUGAAAGACGUGGGGGGCACCACCACCUUCAGGAACGCGGCCAAUUUCCUCCUCCACUGCUCGGGACCCAUCAACCAGAACGAGCUCUUCCCCUCGGGGCUGAGCCUGCACUGCGGGAGCGGGCUCAGCUCCAGCAGCCACGGCCUCUCCAACCCCAGCCACUCGGCCCCCAUCAUCACCACCAAGCUGGGGAAGUGCAACAUCACCUUCCACGCGCCCGCCGACGUCGAGGUGAUGGCCAGCUUGAGCAAGGACAAGCUCACCAGCAGCAGCGAGUACCCCCUGGAGAGGUACGUGCUGGUGACCCACCUCAAGUCCAAAAUCAGCGUGUGCGUCGUGCUCCCCGAGCCGGGCGUGUACAAAGUGGGGCUUUUUGGGAGAAACAAGGACAAUGAGGAGUUCUCCCAUAUUUGUGACUAUAUCAUACGCUGCUUCUCUGAGCCCUGCUGGCCUCCUUUCCCCAAGGUCUACAGCUUGUGGAGGAGAGGGUGCGUGCUGCUGGAGCCGCGCACGGGCGUGCUGCAGGAGCAGAGCUGGGUCCGGUUCAGGGUGAAGGUGCCAAAAGCCCACAAGGCUGUCAGUCCUUGGGCAAGAGAAGACGGUGCUGCAGCUCGCCCCCAGCGCCGUUUGGGAAGGGGAUGUGUUCAGCGGGGCUGCGGGGACAACGAUCAGACUGGCGGCCAGCUUCAGCCAGCACUGCUCCUCCCUGGAGGUCCUCCUGGGGUUUGAGGUGGGAGGUGGCCCACCUGCCUCCCUGGGGUGUUCGGGGUAACGCGCCGGGAAGGGUUUGAAAAGCCAGGGAAGGAAGCACAAGCUCUUAAAACUGAAGGAUGUUGAGGAGACGUGGAGAAAUCUCCCAGAACUUUAUGGCAUGUCAGGGGGGAGUCUGGGUGUUACACGCAGAGCUUUUCUUCCCGCAGGAUAUCCAGAUACAUGCUGGGGCCUCCUAUCCCACUCGGAGAUCUCGCCGCCGCUCAAAUCAGUACCAACAUAUGGAAGGCUCCUCAUAUUUUGCUUCUGUCAGAGGAAACCAUUGUUCAGCUUCUCUACAGGAAGGAUGUCUCACUGCUUAUUACCAGCUUGAAUAAUUGUCUGGAAUGUUUCAUUUGACAUUUAUUCAAGAACUUGGAAACCCGCAUAGUUUCUUUCUCUUGAGAGGAUAACAACAACAACAGAAAAGAGCCCAAGCUGGAGCCAAGAGCAUCAGAUGGUAGCAAGAUUUUAAAAAUGUAAAUAUAUAGUAAAGCAACCAAGACCUCCUCGCAGAGGAAACCUGUGCUUGGGCAGAGGAGAGGGGAAAGGAAGGAAAGAGAUGCUGCAUUUUAUCAGCCAUGUCUUUAAAACAUCUUCCAGGUCUUCUUUAUCAAGGAUGACAAGUAGAUACACACUUAAGAGCUCCGAGGGUUUGAAAUUAAGAGAGGGAACAGGCAAGGAAGUGGCUCUGUAGCCAAAGCUUCUAACCGCAGAGUGGAAAGCGCAGACAACUGCUCUUAAACUUUGGCAGAUGCUGCAAGGCACCAUAAACAGGAGACGGCAACGCCGGGCAGGGCUCUCGCAGCAUCCAGGAGAACAGAUGACACUUCUUGUUUGAAGAAAACACGCUGUGAGAAUCUAAAGAAAAAGGCAAAAAUUGCAGUUGCAUCAUCUGGUGCACGAAGCGGUGCCACUGUUGGGAUAAAUUUAGAGGCCAUGGGCUGGAAGAUACACAGUGGAAAUACUUCUCCGUGCCUGGCGUGGAGUGAUGCUUGAAAUGGGGAUUCUGGUUGCAAUACGGAAGAACCGUGGGUUAUUUUUGGAUACUGCACAAGAGAUAGGGGAGGGGGUCGUUUGCUUUCUUCAGGUCUAGCAAUUUAAAUUUAACCUGUAGCAAAAAUUCAAAUAGAUUUGAAACUUUUCGGGGCCUGGAAAUCAGGCAAUGUAGAUAUUGUGUCAAGGUCUGCAUUUGACAACAAACUCACUGGAACCACGCUGAUGUGCUGGAAGAGUCCUCUGAAAACAAAACACGAGGACUGGUCUGAAGGAAGGGAAGCACCAGUAGCAGACACAGGCUAAACUCUUGCCCAUGAACUUAAAAAAAAAUAAAUAAAUAAAAUUAAGAAGUACAGAUCCCUGGAUUAUCCAGUUCUGACCCGUAUUUUGGUAGUCCACAUUGGGCCAUCCACUCGGAUGGAUAAGGGAAGGAGACGUGCAAUGUGCCUCAGCUCCCCCCUGUGUCUUUCAGAAUAAACACAACAAAAAAUCCUGUUCCCUGUGAGGCUGAGAAGACAACCCAGAGCCCAGCCCCGAGGGUCAGAGCCCCGAAAGCUGCUGGCAAUCGGAGUUGUCCUCCAGACUUACCCCUACUUCAUGAGCAAUAGUCUUCUGACCACGUCGUGCUCCCUGAGCAGUGGGGAUGCUGCUGGGCAACUUCCCAGAUUUCCCCUCCAAGCUGCAUUGCCCAUGGAUAGCACUGGCCAUGAAAUUUUAAUCUGCAGAGCUCAAUCCCUAAGUCUUUUUUUUUUUUUUUAAACUUUGUGGCAGAAUUUUGGCUUGGCAAACGAAAAUGACUGACAAGAGACACGACUCUCAGUUCCCAUUGCCAUCUUCCUUUCCAUGUCUUCUUUUUCCUUUUCAGCCAGCUUUCUUGCUAACUCUCCUCAGCUGUGCCCCUCUAACCCUGUUGAGCCACUCUACGUAUCUGUGCGUGCGCAAACACUGCGAGCUGAAACUGUCCCAUCUUUGCCCGAUUUAAGCAGGCAGGUCAUGAUCGUGAGCCCCCGGGGAAAAUCCAGCUUCCAGCCCAGUGAUUAACUCCUCUUUAUCCAUCAUAAUGAGGUCCAGAUUAGAGUUACCUUGAUUUGGGGUCCAAACAAUUUAUGUCAGCAUAUAAUUACCUGGAGGUGCUGAGAACUUUAAUGAUACUCCCACAGGGAAUUUUUCACUUCAAGGAUCUGAAGUCAAUCUACUCAUAUUUCCUCUCUAUGCAUGCUUGGGUAUAGCAUGCAACCUAUUUUAAAUGUCAUUCUUAUUUAGAUUUACAUACCUCAAAGCCUGCACCCCCAGCUCUAAGUGCCUUCACAAUAAACACGAGCACCACCUCUCCAAAAAUAACAGCCCUGGAGCAAGCAUCACUCAUGAAAACACAAUGAUAAGCGAAAGAACAAACCCGUAUGUCUCUCCUCCUCUCACUCCCUCUGCCCAUCAGGAUUAAAUUAGGUAAAGAUAGAUUACAACACAUACCUGGAGCUACAAAACACACCUAGUUCUGAGCUAACUUGGUUCAAAAAGUCAUUGGGAGGCCUCCAGGCAUGCACGGAGCUGUGGACAGCCAAAACCAGGAGGCUGCACCCAGCUCUACAAGCCUUCUUGACUGAGUGGCUUCUUUACAACCAAAAUCAAGGCAGGUAAGAGAAGGAAGAGCUGAACAUGAACCCCCCAGACUAAAACCUUCCUGAGCAAGGUAAGGCAGCAGUCACCAACCCGAGCAGCAUUUCUGGGCAACCUGCUCGCGGUGUCCCUGUGUGAUAGGGACUUGGAGCAGAUCACCUACGGAGAUCUUUCUGCCCCCAGCCAUUCUGGGAUCCCGUGAGCCUGGAGUGAGCUUUUGUCUUCCUUUAUGGAGCUGUAUGUGAUGUCAACCAAACACAGUGUCCAAACUCUUUGGCUUUACAUAUUUCCCUGUGCUAUAUCCCUGUUAAGAUUGUCAUUAGUGUGAAUUGUGUUCAUAUUUAUUUAGUUUAUCCAGUGAGUCUGUAUCAUUGAAGUGGCUAUACAAGCUGUGUUUUCUUUGGCUCCUUGUUGUGCUUCUUUGCUUCGGUGCUAUUAAAGCCUGAGAUGACCAUUCUUUCCAACUUGUGUUUGGCUUUCGGUGAGUUUGUUUGGGGGGAAUGAGAGUGUAGGAGUUUCCAGAAAUGCAUGGGAAUGUGUAGUUAGCUGCCAGACUGCAGCACAUGAACAUCAGGACACUGGGGUAGGAGCAAAAGUCUUCCUAAGUGCAUGCUGUAGUUGGGAUGAGUUGUACCUUGGAGUACAGCUCUGUUAGCAUCCAUGAGCUUCCCACACCACCAAAUCAUGCUGAGGCUGUGGUACAACAAGUCAGCAUGACAAUAUAAUGAAGCUUCUGCCACCCUUGGAGCAGGUCAUGGUUGUACACAUGCACCACGUGUGCUCUGCGUGUUCAUGCACACCAUGAACCAGCC